CACGCCACAUACAGGCAACAUGGCCGAAGAGCGAGCGGCGCAUCACUUGCUGAAUGUACUGGAGGAGCGAGGUCUAGAUGCGAAUCUAGAUCUCGACAAUGUGCUUCUCGCGUUCGAAGACGACGACAUCAAGAGGGAGGCUGCGGCGUGGGUCGAAGAAUAUUUGCACGAGGAUACGCUGCUGACAAAGGAAGAGCUGGAACUGUACCAGACUCUGAAGAAAAAGGGCAUCUUGCACCAGUAUGAAGCCGAAGAGGAACCUGUCCGUCCCAUCUUAGACCAUGAGCUCGCUUCGGCGAUAGACUCGUUGCAAACAUCGACUGCAGCGAUCGAAGAGCAGUGCAAAGUGCUUGAAGCCCAGAAAGAGGCGCUCAUGAAGUUGAAGGCUCUCGAUAAGCCAAACUUUCAUGUUGAGCAUGAACGCAACGAAAGGAGACGCAAAGAAAAUCAAGAGAAAGCUAGACUUGGCGUAUCUGUCAACGAUGUGUCCACAACGAUCAACGAACAGCUCGCUGAUACCCAGCGCGACAUUGACGCCGAAAAAGCUACGCUAAGAAGCUAUCUCACAGAGCGACUCGCCUCAGACGAUCAAAUACUGAGCCGUUUACCGGCCAUCGUCUCUAAGAUUGUGACUGAACCUGAAGUCAGCGAGGAUGAAAAGUCCAUUGAGCAAUGGUGCAAAGCCAUCAUCUCGUAUCGCACAGCAGAGAUUAAAGCCAAAGUAGACGCUGUGUACCUCAGCAGCUUGACAGACUAUUCCCCUAGAGAUCUCCCUGUUGCAUCCGAAGAAGAGCUUGGAGGGCGAAAGGCAGCUCUCAAGGCAGAGCUUGAAGAUCUGCACACUGAGAUCGCCUCAGUGGCCGAAAUGGUGGUCGACCAUGAGCUGCGCAAGCCAAUGAUGGACAUGCAAGAGCGGAAGGAGCAGGAUGCCACUCAGGCCCGCAGUGCCUGGCUCAACUAUGUGGUCACCACCUUGGACUACAUGGCCAAGCGCCUUGAUACGGUUACAGACUACACCAAAAACAUCGACGAGUUUCAGGAAGCAGUAGCACAUAUCAACCAAGCUGCUGCGAAACGCAUGCAGGACACGAGCAAAGAAGUGGCAAGGCCAGAGAUACGGCGAGCGAAAUCCAGUCGCAACUCCAUCUUCUCACCCGCGCUGAAAUUGAAGCCGACUAAAGCGCUCGACUUACCGGUAGCUCUCCAAGAUGCCCUUCGACACACGAGUAUCUCGUUCAAUCAGGAUAGCAUUGAGAGUCUGCAGGAAUCGCUAGCCAAGACUCAGAUUGAACGAUCGAAAAAGCUACAGGGUCACUACGAUUCAGAUUCGAGCUCGACGCAAGCCGUACUCGCCGAAAGGCUCAGCAAAGCAGAUGCUGAUUUGCGAUUGAUAUUUGGCCCACUGUACAAGCACACUCCGUUCCAGCAAGUGCGCCUGACCGACGCAAAGCUGGAGAGGGAGCUAGGGAAAAUGGAUCGAGAGUUAAACGAUGCCAGCGAGCAGCUACUGAAUGCCGAGGCCAACGGACUAAGCUUGAGCGAUCCAAAGGUGAGGGCAUUCAUUGCGAAGCACGGGAGAUGAAUCGCCCUCUGUACAUGUAGAAGUAUAGAUAAUACCAGCUGCGCUGUACAAGUGUAGCGGCUUGUGAUACUGCCUCGGCUGUGUUGUCGUUGCACCCCGUAUGCAACUCUCC
This is a messenger RNA of Paraphaeosphaeria sporulosa, 1694 nucleotides long. RefSeq lists its product as uncharacterized. NCBI's taxonomy places the organism in Eukaryota, Fungi, Ascomycota, Dothideomycetes, Pleosporales, Didymosphaeriaceae. The coding region runs from base 20 to 1582 and encodes 520 amino acids. The record is from RefSeq and is a predicted model, not a curated record. The transcript has 3 exons.